CACUCCGCGUGAAACAAAGUGUGGUGUCCGCGAGAGCCCCGUAGGAAGCGAAAAAGAGAGAAGAAACCCGGAGGAAAAAGGGAGAGAGAAUGGGGCGGCUGAAUCCACAGCAGCAGGAGGAAUACUAACCCUUAAAGACAGAAAGAGCUGAAGACGGAGGAGGAAACUCGCAGGAAAGAAACUUUUCGUUCUGGGGGGGGGGAAACUGUUACGGACUCAACAACACGGCCACGUUUGGGAAACAUGGAUACACUUUUCUCUGUAUUCCUGGGACUCCUGUUUCUCUUCUCGUCCGUUGGUAACGUCUCCGGCCAGAUACCGACAGCUCACAUGGGGCGCGCUGAGAAGGGGAGCUGUACGUUCGAUGAGGGCUUCUCUCAGUGUGAUUACCAGCAGGAUCCCUAUGAUGACUUUGACUGGACGCACAUCAACACCCAGGAAGUGCCAUACGUCUCACCAGACCUGCCACAAGGUUCCUACAUGUAUGUGGACGUCUCUCAGUACGACGUUGGGGAGAAGGCCAGGUUUCAGCUGCCGGUCAUGAAGGAGAAUGACACUCACUGUAUCGACUUCAACUAUCUUCUCACCAGCCCUGACGGCUCCAGCCCCGGCACCCUCAACGUCCUGGUGAAGGUAAACAAGGGUCCACUGGCCAACCCGAUAUGGAACGUGACGUCAUACACUGGCAAAGACUGGCUGAGAGCCGAACUCGCCGUCUCCACCUUUUGGCCCAAUGAAUAUCAGGUCAUAUUCGAAGCAGAAGUUUCGGACAGCAAAGCCGGCUUCAUCGCCAUUGAUGACAUUCAGGUGCUCAGCUACCCGUGCGAUAAGUCCCCACAUUUCCUGCGUCUUGGGGACGUGGAGGUGAACGCCGGACAAAAUGCCACUUUUCAGUGUAUCGCUACAGGACGAGACACAUCGAACAAUAAACUCUGGCUACAGAGGAGAAACGGAGAAGAUAUUCCUGUGGCUCUGACCAAAAACAUCAACCACAGACGGUUCGCCGCCUCCUUCCACCUCAAAGAAGUCACUAAUCAGGACCAAGAUCUGUACCGUUGCGUCACCCAGUCAGAGCGCGGCUCCGGAGUGUCUAACUUUGCAGGUCUUAUCGUCAGAGAGCCCCCGCACCCCAUCGCCCCGCCCCAGCUGCUAGGCGUCGGCCCCACAUAUCUGCUGAUUCAGCUGAAUGCUAACUCCAUAUUUGGAGAUGGGCCUAUCAUCCUGAAAGAGGUUGAGUACCGUAUGACAUCAGGCAGCUGGACGGAAACUCACGCUGUCAACUCUCCCAACUAUAAGUUAUGGCAUCUUGACCCAGACACAGAGUACGAGAUCAGAGUGUUACUAACCAGACCAGGAGAGGGAGGGACAGGCAAACCGGGACCACCACUCAUUACCCGGACCAAAUGUGCAGAACCUAUGCGGACUCCUAAGAGGCUAAAGAUUGCUGAGACCAGAUCUCGUCUGAUAGCGGUGGACUGGGAAUCGCUGGGUUACAACAUCACGCGCUGUCACACCUUUAACGUCACCAUCUGCUACCAUUAUAUGACUGCCAACAACCGCAGCAAAGCCGAUUGCUUGGACAUGGACCCUAAAGCACCACGCCACCUGGUGGGAAACCUGCCACCGUACACCAACGUCAGUCUGAAGAUGAUUUUGACCAAUCCAGAGGGACGGAAAGAGAGUGACGAGACCAUCAUACAAACUGAUGAAGAUGUUCCAGGCGCAGUUCCCAGUCAGUCACUAAGAGCCACUCCAUUUGAAGACAGAAUCCUUCUUUACUGGAAGGAACCGGCUGAACCCAACGGAGUCAUCAUACAAUAUGAGAUUAGUUACAGCGGUUUGCGUUCAUUUGACCCUUCGGUGCCUCUCCAGCGGCCGGGGCUCACAGUGUCUCUGCCCUCGAACGCCACCCAUCACCUGUUUUCCCAGCUCCACCCAGGUGUCACGUACCAGCUCUCUAUACGCGCAUCCACCUCCAAAGGGUUUGGUCCUGCAACCACACUCAAUGUGACCACUAAUAUUUCAGCCCCGACAAUAGAUGAGUACGAUGGGUCAGAGGCCUUUCUGAAUGAAACUGCAACAACCAUCACUGUCCUGCUCAAACCUGCCCAGGCCAAGGGAGCACCUAUAAGCGCGUACCAGAUCGUAGUUGAGGAAGUGAAUCCUCAGCGGACACGUCGUCAGGCUUCCUCUGACUGUUACGAGGUCCCAGUUUCCUUCCACAGUGCGUCUAGCGGUGGAUCUCCAUAUUAUUAUGCCGCCCAACUGUCCCCCAGCAACCUGCCUGAGCCGCUCCCCUUCACUGUGGGAGACAACAAGACAUAUCAGGGUUUCUGGAAUCCUCCACUGGCUCCAAGAAAGAACUACAACAUCUACCUUCAAGCUGUUAGCAGCACAGAGAGGGAAACUAAGACACAGUGUCUGAGGCUGGCUACUAAAGGUGCUACAGAGGAGCCAGAAGUCAUCCCUGACCCCGCUAAACAGACGGAUCGGGUGGUUAAGAUCGCUGGGAUCAGUGCUGGCGUUCUCGUCUUUAUACUGCUGGUGCUGGUAGCCAUCCUACUGGUCAAGAAGAGGAGGACCUACUAUUCAUACUCUUAUUACCUGAAAUUGGCAAAAAAACGUAAAGACGCCAUUGGAACGACUCGGCAGGAAAUGACUCACAUGGUGAAUGCCAUGGAUCGCAGCUAUGCUGACCAGAGCACUCUGCAUGGAGAAGAUCCCAUGGCUGUGACAUUCAUGGACUCUCACAACUACAACAACAGAUUGCCCAACGAUCCUCUGGUUCCUACCGCUGUGCUAGAUGAGAACCACAGUGCCUCUGCAGCAGAGAACAGCAGGCUUCUGGAUGUUCCUCGGUAUCACUGUGAAGGGACUGAAUCUCCUUAUCAGACAGGACAGCUCCACCCUGCCAUCAGAGUGGCCGACCUGCUGCAGCACAUCAACCUAAUGAAAACAUCUGACAGCUACGGCUUUAAGGAGGAGUAUGAAUUGGUGAUACAGAGCUUCUUCGAGGGCCAAUCGGCCUCCUGGGAUGUGGCCAAAAAAGAGCAGAACCGCACCAAGAACCGCUACGGGAACAUUAUAGCAUAUGACCAUUCAAGGGUUAUUCUCCAGCCCAUAGAAGACGAUCCCUCCUCCGACUACAUCAACGCCAACUACAUCGAUAUUUGGCUGUACAGGGAUGGUUACCAGAGACCAAGUCACUACAUUGCUACUCAGGGUCCUGUUCAUGAGACGGUGUAUGACUUCUGGAGGAUGGUGUGGCAGGAACAGUCAGCCUGCAUUGUCAUGGUAACCAAUCUGGUGGAGGUCGGAAGGGUUAAGUGCUAUAAGUACUGGCCAGAUGAUGCAGAGGUGUACGGAGACUUCAAGGUCACUUUUGUGGAAGUUGAACCUCUUGCUGAAUAUGUGGUUCGCACAUUUACGCUGGAGAGGCGUGGUUUCAACGAGGUGCGGGAGGUCAAGCAGUUCCACUUCACAGGCUGGCCUGAUCACGGAGUUCCAUAUCAUGCCACGGGACUACUUUCCUUCAUCCGCAGAGUGAAAAUCUCCAAUCCACCCUCUGCUGGGCCAAUUGUGGUCCACUGCAGUGCUGGAGCAGGGCGUACAGGCUGUUUCAUAGUCAUUGACAUCAUGUUGGACAUGGCAGAGAGAGAAGGAGUGGUCGACAUCUACAACUGUGUGAAGGCUCUUCGCUCCAGGAGGAUCAACAUGGUACAGACUGAGGAGCAGUAUAUAUUCAUCCAUGAUGCCAUACUGGAGGCGUGUCUAUGUGGAGAAACAGCCAUACCAGUCUGCGAGUUCAAAGCUGCUUUUUAUGAGCUGAUCCGCAUCGACUCGCAGACCAACUCGUCACAUCUGAAGGAUGAGUUCCAGACAUUAAACUCGGUGACUCCUCAGCCUCAACCUGAAGACUGCAGCAUCGCAUUGUUGCCUAGAAACCAAGAUAAGAACCGCUUUAUGGACGGCCUUCCUCCUGACAGAUGCCUUCCUUUCCUCAUUACAAUAGACGGAGAAAGCAGCAACUAUAUCAAUGCUGCUCUGAUGGAUAGCUACAGACAGCCUGCUGCAUUCAUUGUUACCCAGCAUCCUUUGCCUAACACUGUCAAAGACUUUUGGCGCCUGGUUUAUGACUAUGGAUGUACCAGUUUGGUAAUGCUGAAUGAGAUUGACCUGGCUCAGGGUUGUCCCCAGUACUGGCCAGAGGAGGGCAUGUUACGUUACGGUCCCGUCCAGGUGGAAUGUAUGUCCUGCUCAAUGGACUGUGACGUUAUCAGCAGACUUUUCAGAGUCUGCAACCUCACCAGGCCUCAGGAAGGCUACCUGAUGGUCCGUCAGUUCCAGUACCUGGGGUGGGCGGGACACAGAGAAGUCCCCGCCUCCAAACGCUCCUUCCUCAAACUGAUCCUGCAAGUCGACCAGUGGCAGCGUGAGGGAGAGGAGGGAGAGGGAAGAACCAUCGUGCACUGCCUAAAUGGAGGUGGGCGUAGUGGAGUUUUCUGCGCCAGCAGCAUUGUGUGUGAGAUGGCCAAGAGACAGAGCGUGGUCGAUGUCUUCCACGCCGUGAAGACCUUGAGGAACAGCAAACCUAACAUGGUGGAUACUCCGGAACAGUAUCGCUUCAGCUACGACCUGGCACUGGAGUUCAUCGAGUCCUCUUAAACAAAGGAGAGAAGAAGAAGAAGAGGAGGAGGAGUAAGAGGAGGAGGUGAAGAAGAGCAGAACAUCUUUUCACUUCCCAUGUGUUUGAUCCUUUGCUUUCGCUUGGUCCCGACUCCCCUCUGUGGCAGCCGUUCUGUAGCACCCGUUUUGUGCCCCUACAAAUGGCACAAGCAAAAACCGGCUCCUCCUCGCGCAGCGUUGUGAAGAAUCCAAAUAAAGGGAAAAAAGUCCAGACUUUUAACUAAAGGAGCUGCUGGGAGCGCAACACGGGGGGGAUAUGUUACUCCUUUUCCUCCUUUACGCUUAUUGUACAGCUUUUUUGAGUGCCAGCGGGCCCCCCUGUAUGUUUUGGGCCCCAUUUAAAUGUUAAACGUCUCACCACAAGCCCCCUCCCUCCCCCACCUCCCUCCCAUGGACUUGAUGCCUCAUGCUGUGUCAGCUGCAGUACUCAGUGUGCACUGUAGAUGUCUCCCUCUCCCCUUUGCAAGCUGCAACCACAGCUUUUGAAUAACUGCAAGUGCUAGUUUUCAGUGGUCACACAUUCCUGCUCUCAUGCUAAUUUCUGAGUAACUUAACAGUGUUGGGCAUCUCAUCAUGGUGAUGUUUGAAUAUUUUGCAGCCAGUACUUUUGUACAAGAAAAAGAAACUUAAAACUUACAGCCUGGCCAAACUCUGUGAAUGCUUCUGUUUUCUACUCCAUACAUCAGCGGCCAUCUUCAUGUUAUUUUACUGGUUGUUUCAGUGAACUCUGAGCCAGAGCAUUAUUAUGGAUUUAAGUACUUAAGAGCCACUUUGAACCCAAUUUGCGUUGGUUACAUACAGAAGGUUGUCAGAUAACAGAGUACAAAGACACAGAAAAUAACCUUAAAUGUCUGUUUGCUAAUUAGAUGAAGAAACUUUAGACCAACAAGACCCACAAUGAAACAAAAAAGUUUACACGGGGAGUAUUAGGCUUUUAGAUUCAUUUUUGUUUUGUGUUUUUUUUUUUUACAACAUCAUGAAGUGGCAACUUAAAAAAAUGUGUAGGAUUUUCAUUCAAAUGUAUUCCAUUCGAACAAGUGUGAUAUGUGUCAUUGUCUAUGUUUCCUGCAGCCACUGUGGGCUGCAGAGCGGAUUUUCUGUGCUUUACUGAUCUACUGGAUAGAAGUCUUCUUUGUACCCCAAAUUGUAAAAAAAAAAAAAAAAAAAAAUACUGAAUACUUAAGAUUUUGUUCAACCAUGUUACAUUAGCAUAAUCAUGUUUGUUUCAGGGCUGGGCCCAAUGCACUUUCAAUUCAGCCAAUUCACAAAUGGGAUGUUUAAUUUCAAAUAUGAACAGGGUUUUUGGGUACGAGGGAAUCGGCAUAUUAACUCUUAGAAAAAGACUGAGGAUGCACGCUAUUUUCGUGAACAGGUCAAUGUCCAUUUAUGGUUUGAAUGGAAUUGGAAGUGAACUGACCCCAGGCCUCAUUCGUUUUGUGCACUGGUGGCCAACACUUUUUAAUUUUUUUUCUCCUCCUUGUUUUUUUUUAUUAUUUUGUAGCUGAUGUUUAUUCAUAAGCCAAAGACUUUGUGUAAAUAUGUCUAUAUGGAUAAAGCACAUUGUUUGUAUUUAUUGUUUGUUUACUUGCAUUGCUUGUAAGAACAAUCAUUUUUCAUUCCAUGUUUACCACCAGCGUUUCUUAAACUGCGGCUCGGGACGCAAAACUGGGCUGCGACUCUGUUUCCUCUGGAGUACUGAGAGUAUUAGUUUGAUUUAAUGAGCCCAUAAUGGGUCCCGAGGUCAGAGGCUACAUCUGCUCAGUUUGGGUCAGUGAAGAAAAAGUUUAAGAACCCCUGAUAGAAGCUGUAUAUUAAAGCAUUAGACGUAGUUUUUCAGUAUUUAGGUGGAAUUCAGUAGUAUUGUCUUGUUUUCACUUAAUGAAACUCUCUGUGAUGUUACCGUGGUUUAUUUGUGUAAAAGCCCCCAUUUGCUCUGUUUGUGGUCAGUAGAACAUCGGUGCAUUUAUAUGCACAGAGUAUUUUGGAUAAUAGUGCCUAUCCCUCUUAACGUCUUAGUUGGGAUAAGCUGUUUAUCUUCAUCCUCAUACCCUGCUCACUCACAUUACCCCUGAAUACACACGGACUCAGUGAUGCAAACAGGCUUAGUGAGUGAAACACGCAGGACUGUGAAACAAAAAAACAUUUAUUGUGCCUAAUCAUUUGAAUUUCCUUGUUGAUACAAGCAUUUUAACAGCAUCUUAGAUCGCAACCAGGGCUUUGUUGAAUGCGUUCUCAUGGACGAUCAAUGUUUUGAAUACCUUUUGGACCAUGAUUCAGUGUGUUUUAUUAAUCAGAAUGCUUCAUGAAUUCUUUGUGAGGCUUUACCAGAUGUGUUUCUGUUGUGCACAAACUGAUUCAGAUAAAAAAAACAAAACAACAACUUUAUUGUAAAUAAAAUGUCAGAGGUUCCACGUGGUUGGAACAAGAGUAGCCCAGGUCUACUGUUAAGGAUGUAAAUAGACUAUCAUGAGUGCUAUAAGAGGCUCUAUUGUUGGAUGAGCAGUAGAGAUUUAGAUGAUGGAUGCAAUGUCAGAACAUUAGUUCUGUUGUAGAUAUAAAGUCAGAGAUUGUACUCCUGGAGGAUCCAACUUCAAAUUUUGACAGAUAUUAUUUGAAAAGCAUUAUGGUUUCCACUGAAUACAGAACUUUAUUCUGCUGGUGGAACAUCAAUUUUCUGUUUUUUUCCUCCAGAUUUCUGGUCCGACCCAAAGAGCGGAGAGAGAAUUCAGAGGCUAUAACACUAUACUAAUACAGCGGUACGAUGUCUCGUUGGACAAAACUGAUGGUAAUCUCUAUAGCAUGCAGAGAGAGGAAGUGAAUCAGUGAAUUAUAAGGCUGGUAAUCAUUUAAUAGUAUGUCAACCUUCUUAACUACACACUUUAGGGAAAAACUAAGGAGCAAAUCAUGUUAAAAUGCCCAUAAUUCCUCCUUAAUAAAUCUGAAGUAAUGGCCCUGAAGAGUAGUGAAUGAAGCAGGUGUCUGGAUGAGAGGCCAGUCUGAGCAUAGAAUUGAUAUUCAUGGUUCAUAAUUAUUCUUGUCUGUAAUGUUUGGCUUCUUUGCUGUAAUAAAGACCACUUCUUUAAUGAAA
This is a messenger RNA of Morone saxatilis (striped sea-bass), 7774 nucleotides long. RefSeq names its product protein tyrosine phosphatase receptor type K (gene ptprk). The transcript has 40 exons. Gene Ontology annotation, molecular function: protein binding; protein tyrosine phosphatase activity. Gene Ontology annotation, biological process: protein dephosphorylation. NCBI's taxonomy places the organism in Eukaryota, Metazoa, Chordata, Actinopteri, Moronidae. The record is from RefSeq and is a predicted model, not a curated record. Bases 244 to 4665 code for a protein of 1473 amino acids. Gene Ontology annotation, cellular component: membrane.